AUGUCUCAAUUGAUAUUAGAUCCCGCAGCAUCUUACUCACUUCACCCAUCCGUACCUAAUAUUCAGUUUCGGCACUUUGCGGCGACAACUUGGAGUAGCACGCAACAAGAAGGCAUGGGCACCUCAUCAGUUUUGAGGGUCGUCAUGAUGAGGCUAUAUGAUCAUUCACCCUUAGAUGCUCUGGACUCAGCCUCGGCAACCGUGGUUCUCCAGCAUUCACUUGUUAACCAGGGCAUGCUCAAGUUGGUAGGCCAGGCCGGCAAAAUGACGAGAUUCUCUGCUACCAAGCAACGCCGUCAGUGCCAGGAAACAUUACGCAGGAACAAAGAUCCAACAUACACAAAAGUAGACAAAAAGAAAGUUGUAUUCAUGUGUAUCUAUAUCGACCCUCAUAGAUCUUUUAUCAUGCCAAACCCAAAAACUCCAAUGCUAUGCAUGUAA
This is a messenger RNA of Colletotrichum lupini, 441 nucleotides long. RefSeq lists its product as uncharacterized. The record is from RefSeq and is a predicted model, not a curated record. The coding region runs from base 1 to 441 and encodes 146 amino acids. NCBI's taxonomy places the organism in Eukaryota, Fungi, Ascomycota, Sordariomycetes, Glomerellales, Glomerellaceae. The transcript is spliced from 4 exons.